This is a messenger RNA of Ostrea edulis (European flat oyster), 1292 nucleotides long. RefSeq names its product glutathione S-transferase 1-like. Gene Ontology annotation, molecular function: glutathione transferase activity. Gene Ontology annotation, biological process: glutathione metabolic process. The coding region runs from base 53 to 679 and encodes 208 amino acids. NCBI's taxonomy places the organism in Eukaryota, Metazoa, Mollusca, Bivalvia, Ostreida, Ostreidae. The record is from RefSeq and is a predicted model, not a curated record. The transcript has 4 exons.
UUCUGUAAAGUAGCAGAAUAUUAGGUCAUUGAUUUUUGUUUACAAGAUACAAAUGACAUGUAAAAAUAGUAUGCCUAAAUACAAACUAUUCUAUUUCGACAGCAAAGGUCGAGGAGAGCCCAUUCGUUUAAUGUUGCAUAUCAUUGGUGUGGAAUUCGAAGACAUCAGACUUUCUCAUGAAGAGUGGGAGACGAAUAGACACACUAUGCCCCAAAGGCGACUUCCGGUACUGGAGGUGGGCGGAAUAACGAUCCCACAGAGCGGAGCCAUUCUACGAUACCUUGGAAGAGAAUACGGUUACUACGGCAAAAACAACCAUGAAAGUACAAGGAUUGACGUCAUAUCCGGUGCUGUUGAUGAUAUGAUGUAUCUCCUUGAUCGCCUCUUCUACGUUGAGCGAGUUGAGCAGGCAAAAGUUGUACUCAAGCAGGAAAUCCUGUCAUGGCGGCUAGAGGAAUUUUUGAAUGUCAUGGAAAAUACGCUUACGGAAAAUGAUGGUGGCGGCGGAUUUUUUGUAGGAGAUCAGGUCUCGGUAGCGGAUGUAGUGGUGUAUAACAUCGUGGAUUGGAUGUCCGACCUGUUUCCUGAUCACCUGAGUACCUUACCGCCGAAAAUGACCGAAUUCAUGCAGAGAUUCAAAGAUAUCCCUAAUGUCAAUAAAGUUCUUAUAUUAAAAUGAAUAGAUUAUGUCUGCUAUCGUCAUCAUAAAAAUACAAUUAUGCCACCAGGGGCCAAUUUUACAAGAGGCCUUACGACUAAGUACUAAAGUACUGCAGUAUUCUAAUUUGUCUAUCAUAUUUUUAUUUCCAUGUUCAAUUUAUGGAAUUAUGGUUUUAUGUACUUUACUCCUGCUAUUAGAUAUGUCACAGUUUUACACUUUAAAAAAGUACAGCACGAAAUAUAUUGUAAAAAGUACUUUUCGUCUUAAGUCGUAAAAUCUUGUAAAAUGAGGCCCUGGUUUGUAUAAGAAGAGAAAUAUAUAUAUAUAUAUAUAUAUAUUGAAAAUCAGAAUGACACAUUCCAUAAAAAACAAUCAUUUACUGCUAGCGCUUUCUCCAUGUCUGCAUGGUUCAUCAGGCAGUUCAAAUAUGUAUACAAAAAUUGUUUAGUAACGUCUUUGUUAUGACGUCAAUUAAACGAGUCCUUUAUGACGUCAUAAUAACGUUAACCGGUAGCGUUUGGUAAUUGUCUAUUUUGUAAAAAUAUUAUGCUAAAUUGUAGUUCAAUUAUUCAAAUAAUUAUUUUCUAUUAAGACUUGGAUUGAAAAGUUUAAUAAAAUAGUCCUCUUUGGC